This is a messenger RNA of Neohortaea acidophila, 2229 nucleotides long. RefSeq lists its product as uncharacterized. The record is from RefSeq and is a predicted model, not a curated record. Gene Ontology annotation, biological process: transmembrane transport. NCBI's taxonomy places the organism in Eukaryota, Fungi, Ascomycota, Dothideomycetes, Mycosphaerellales, Teratosphaeriaceae. The coding region runs from base 1 to 2229 and encodes 742 amino acids. The transcript is spliced from 2 exons. Gene Ontology annotation, cellular component: plasma membrane. Gene Ontology annotation, molecular function: transmembrane transporter activity.
AUGUUCUCGGAAUAUGCCUCACGGUUCCUGCAACAAUCCACGUCCCACCUACAAGCUUCCGACAACGCGCGCAGCCCUCUUGAUCGGCGGCGUAACAACCUCGCGCCCUCAGGCUCCCGCUAUGUCCAGCGACCUUCGUCCGGAAUGCUGAAUCCCUACCAAUCCCAGAACCCCGCAUCUUCUAAUUCUCGCUUCCCCUUUGCUGCGCGAUUAGGGAGGCAACAGCAGGCGCCACUCUUCCACAGCACGCACGAGGACUUCGAAGAGGAGGAUGAAGGCGAUGAGCAUGAGCGGGAAGUCGCAGACUUCUAUGCGCUACAAAGGAGUCGGCGGCAGUUUGGUCCGAGUAACUUGACCGAGAGCGAGGAGCUAGAAGACGAUGAGGAGGGUGCGGACAGUGUCGAGGGCCAAAGACACGAUAGAGACGAGGGCUCGCAACGGGGCCGAGAGCACGCGACCACAAUCUCAACAUGGAGGGACCAGAGUAUGCCCGAGUCUGCAGCGAGCGCACCGAGUUCCAAGGGCAAGGGUCGGUUGGUAGAUGUAAAUCUGGCCAGCACCAUCAACGAAGAGCCUCCCGAAUCUCUCGCGAAUCUGGCGUCCGAGCUCGAUCCAGACGAACCACCCCCGCCUCACCAGACAUUCCGGCUAUCCGCCAAAGACCCCCGACAAAGCUCCUUUCUCAUGCCCCUCGAGACCGACUCGGAGACGAAUCUCUUGAAUCCGCGCCCAAGCUCACCGGGUGCGGAGAGUGUACCUCCUACCGUCAUCCUUCCCACCCACGAACCACCGCGACACGAUGCUUUCUGGGCUACCUUGUUCGAAAUCAGCCUCUUCGCCAUGUUCGCCUCCUUCACUCUCAUCUGGUUCCACACUUCCUCGCCGAAGACCCCGCUGGGCGACUCGAUCUACAGUGCCUUGCGAGGGAGCACCGACAUGCUGCUCUGGGAUACCGUCAUCUCCAUCGUCGUGGCGCUGAUUUGGCUGGCCCUGCUCCGACACCACGUACGAAACCUGGUCUACCUCAUGCUUUUGGCUGUCCCGGUCAUCCUCUUCGCCUUCUCCCUCUACCCCCUCAUCAAUAGCUUUCGCGGCACAUACAACGGCGCCUCUGUACAGGAUAGAGUGAUGCGCUGGCUUUCGCCGCUGCCAUUCAUCUUCGCCUGCAUCUGGACUUGGAGCAUCAUCACUCAUCGCCACAGUCUCAGCCGCUCCAUCAAAAUCCUCGAGUUCAGCACCAAAAUCCUCUCUGCCAGUCCGUACCUCAUCAUGUUGGGCUUCGUCACGCUCGGCGUGGUCGUGAGCUUCACCUGGAUCUGGAUGCUCAUGUUCGAGCGCAUCUUCCUUUCCGGCCAUUUCGCGCAGUCCGGAACAGGGAAGUGGAUUCUUUACGCCAACAGCUGGUGGCUCGGCGUCUUCUUCAUCCUCCAAUACCUAUGGAGUCUAGGGGUGAUUGCCGGCAUCCAGCGGGCCACCACCGCGGCGACUGUGAGUCAGUGGUACUUCCAUCGCCUCGCUGUCCCCCAGCCUAGCAGCCAGCAAGUGGUGCGAGCUAGCUUCAACCACGCCGUCGGCGCCUUAUUCGGGACGGUGUGCCUGAGCACUUUUCUCAGCCUGUUGGUUCGCCUGCCCUUAAUCAUCCUCCCGGGACGCAUCAGCGGAAUCCUCAACAUGUGCGCCUACUGGGUGAUGCCCACCAGCCUAGCGACCACAACCAACCCUCUUACCUUGACCUACGCCGCCAUCCACUCCCAACCCCUCGGCAUCGCAUCCCGCGGCCUGGGACAGCUGAGCUUCGUCAGCCGCACCAAUCCCUCCAACACCCUAGGUCCGCGCAACCUCAACCCCCGCGACCCACAAAGCAGCGCCCUCAUCCCUUACCGUCUCGCCAAACUCCUCCUCCAGGCUACGAAAUGGAUCAUGUCCGCCGCUCUAGGUUUCGGCGGCUGGGUUCGCACGGCGCGCAAUUUGCGCAUCGACGGCGCGAGCGGGGGCAUCAAGGGCAGUGUGUAUGCGUAUGUGGUCGGGUUGAUUGCUGGUACGAUUGGUUUUGCUGUUCUCGGCGCUGUGGAGAAUGUGGUUGGAGCGGUGCUGGAUGCCGCGGUAAUUUGCUGGGCUAGUGAGACGGGCGGUCGGGCAGAGGCGAGGUUUUGCAGGGAAGCGGGCGAGUUGUUUGGAGGGGAGGAUGAGAGGCCUGGGUUGGGUAGAGAGGGGAGAGUGGGAUUAUAG